Messenger RNA from Dacryopinax primogenitus, 1008 nucleotides. RefSeq lists its product as uncharacterized. Lineage: Eukaryota; Fungi; Basidiomycota; Dacrymycetes; Dacrymycetales; Dacrymycetaceae. The record is from RefSeq and is a predicted model, not a curated record. The transcript is spliced from 3 exons. The coding region runs from base 94 to 945 and encodes 283 amino acids.
GUUAAAUAGCCCCUCCUGCGUCGGUUUUCUACUCCAACGACCGCCUGAUCUCAGAACUUGAUCAUCUACAUGCAUUCUUCGACUACUACCAUAAUGACAUCUACUCUGGCUUCCUUCUUGCGCACCCCCGGAGUGGAGGAGUUUCGCAAACUGGGGAACCGCCCCGUUCCGGUGGGGUAUGCCCUCCUCGCUAGUCUUGGGAUAUACAGCGUCUUCUUUGUAGGACGUGAUCUGUACAACUACUAUCGCCUAUUGCCAGUGGAUAUGCGUGGCACUAGUUCGACCAGGCCGAUUGUGUACCUCUUCGCAAGUCUGAUCCGAACCUGGCGCUGGAUUUGGGGCAUGGACGGCACGUCCUCCGUCCCUAUCCGCAAGUGGGUAGAGAGCAGUCGGGAUAGGGAACCGAUCUACGGACGGACAUACCUCGACGAAGCAGCGCUACCGGUUCGGAGAGCGCCGCGUCCGAUGCUACUUCACCAGGGAGUACCGCAGAGGCAAAUACCCCAAAUGCUGGACCAUGAGCUCGAACAGGAGCUCAAGACCAUGUUCAAAGAAUUUGGCAUUUCUCAUUCCCUCCGGAUCGGGGAAAGCGUCAUCGAGCCGAACGCUAUUGCCCUCUUCCUCCCCUCCACGCCUCCUUCAAACAACGGGCGGUUACACCCCGAAUUCGUCAUCCCCAUCACAGACCGCGCAAGUGCAUACGAGUUCGCACACGUCCAUGGCGGCGAAAGCUCUCUGCACCUGUUGUUGGCACCUUUGGAUGCAGCACUGGCGAUUGAACGAGGAUGGGCGGUGAGGUUUUCCCUUGCCGGAUGUGUGGGACCAUGGGGUCAUGCUCGCGGGCGUGUGCUGGCUUAUGCACCGAGAGACGAGCAAGAGGUCAAAGUGAUCAUGAGCCUUGUCCAAGCCGGGUUCGACUACUUGACCGAUGUGCCGAAGGAAUGAAGCGCGACAAGCCGGCCCCGCGAUGGAUUGUGACGAGUACUUCGCCGCUAUGUGUAAUAUUCC